Molecule: messenger RNA, 2199 nt
Organism: Menidia menidia (Atlantic silverside)
Lineage: Eukaryota; Metazoa; Chordata; Actinopteri; Atheriniformes; Atherinopsidae
Source: the annotation of a GenBank genome assembly
GAUGACACCAAAACUGGUAAAAAAUAAACUCAGAAAAGGAGACAAAAAAGAGACAAUGAACGCAUUUAUUUUUCUUGGUUAAGUCACAAUCAGCUGUUGUAAAUUAUGUAAUGGAUGAAAAGAAGAUUGAGUUUGAGGGGUUAUUUUUGCGCUAUUUUUUUUUGUGAUAGUCUCCGACACACACGCACACACGCACGGCCACCGGAAGCGUUAGAUAAAUCCGAGGUUGCAAAGUGCGUCACAGGGGCUGAGCUGCGGAGGAAUCGACGCUGAUCUGAACCUGCUCUCCCCCCCUCUCUGCUCCAGACGAACCGAGCGGCCGCAGACCGAAACCAGCAUGGUGAAAAUCGCCUUUAACUCCGCCCUGGCGCAGAAGGCGCUGGGGAAAGAGGCGCCGGCCGCCGUCAAGGACCCAGAGCUGGCCGGUGCUCCGCCGGCGGGCACCGAGGGCUCCACAGGUCGCUGCCUGCUCACCCUGCUGGGCAUCGCCUUCAUCCUCAGCGGGCUCAUCGUGGGGGGAGCGUGUCUCUACCGAUAUUUCACCCCAAAGAGGAUGUAUCACGGAGCCAUGCAGUUCAGCGACGUGCACAACGGGGCGGAGAGCCAGCCCUACUACCUGCCGCGGGUGGAGGAGGAGGUGGAGAUCUCCGACAGCAUGGCCGUCAUCAGCGUCCCCCCCCCGCGCUUCAGGCCCGGGGAUCCCGCUUACAUUCUCCACGACUUCAACAGGAAGCUGACGGCGUAUCUGGACCUGACUCUGAGGACCUGCUUCGUGAUCCCUCUGAACACCUCGGUGGUGCUGCCCCCGCAGGACCUCAUCGACCUCUUCCUACAGCUGAUGUCUGACUCAUACCGCAGCUACCUGGUGCACGAGGACCUUGUGGUGACCGAGCGCAUCGAUGACGUCAAGCCUCUGGGUUUCUAUAUCCGCCGGCUGUGCGAUGGGAAGGAAACCUACAGAAUGCAGCGUCGUUCCAGCCUGCCAGGCGGGGGCAUCCAGAAGCGCUCCGCGGACGACUGCUUCACCAUCCAUCACUUUGAGAACAAGUUUGUGACGGAGACCCGGAUCUGCAAGGCCUGAUCCCAGACGUUGUGGGAGGGGGAGCGACUGGGGAGGAGAAAGCCAAGCGGAUGGGAGCGGAUGUGGAUGGGAAGAGCUUUUAGCUACUUUUGUAUAAAUUCCCCAUUAUCUCCCCCACCCUUGCUUUUUAGCUCGUGCUGCCAGAACCUAACCGGCAGCGUUUAAAGCCCCAAAACCCUUCCUCUGCCGUGUCGUCCUAAAGCUUAGAUAGCUCAUAGCUCUAUUGUUCACAUAUUCUCUAGCUGCUCUUGUACUGUAAAACGCAGUAGGUUUCAGUUGUGUUGAGUAUCGUUUCUGUUGCUGUAGAUUCCCGCAGGCAGCUGUCAGUCCCCCCCCCCCCUCAAGACCAGAGCCCUUACUCAUUCUACUAACUAUCCUCGUGUUACUGAGAAGCUUUGGUGAGACGUCUGGUUGUAGUUCUGUUUAAAAUGGGCGCCGCCGACUUUUCUGGGGCGGUAAGGGGAGGCACGGAAAACAAGGCAAGCAGUACCCACUUUCUUUUUGUACAUAUUUCCCAGAAGUGCUCCGCCUCUCCCGGAAGGCCUCCGCUGUCCUGCUGUGUUUUUUUUAUUUCAGCGUAGCCCACCGUGAACCCACCAGCAAAACCUAUAGGAGCAGUUUUUGUGUUUUGUGUUGAAAACUUUUGUGACUGUUGAAAACAUUUUAAAAGAAAGAAAGGACAGAGCUUUGAGGGCAGAGUGGGGGGGGGGGGGAAUCUAGACGAAUUUAACCAGGAAAAAAACACCUGACCGUGUCGCUUUGGAGUUCACGCUUAGGAGUUUGUGCUAAAAUCUUGUUUUAUGUCGUUACAAUAACACCUUACAUGAGUAGAUUCGUUUUGGUAGAAUGGCUUAUCAGGCCCUUGUGUAAAAAAGAAAAAGGAUUAAAAAAAAUCAAUAAAAGAAAAAACUUUUCCAGCAGUAUCUCAUUCAAUCUCUACACGGGAAGACAAUCAAUCAGUAAGCGAGCAGAUGAGGAUGGAUAUCUUGUUGCUUUUUAACCGAAUGCUUGAGAAUUUGAAAGAAGCGGAGUUGUGUGGCACUACUGAAUUGAACUUCACUUUGUUCUUGAAUAAAGUUACUUUUCUUUACCUACUGACAGCUUUGGCAAGUUUGAUU